Messenger RNA from Parnassius apollo (apollo), 306 nucleotides. The record is from the annotation of a GenBank genome assembly. NCBI's taxonomy places the organism in Eukaryota, Metazoa, Arthropoda, Insecta, Lepidoptera, Papilionidae.
AUGUUGUCGAGUGUUGUGCAAGAGAUAUCAAACGAUCCAACUACAGACACAGAAAUAAAAAUAACCAACAAAGAAACUGCUAAUACAAGGGGAAUUACAAAAACAAAAGACAGGAAAAAGGGCUUGCAAAAUAGCAGAGAAGAUAUACAGCAAACAAUCAUAAAAAGCAAUACAGAUUUUAAAAAAAGACAACUAGAAAUGAUGGAAGAGGAACAUAUAUACAACAUUAAAAUAGCCAAAUUGAAAAUUAAAAAAUUAGAAUUACAAAUAUCUUUGUUAGAAAGUCAAAAAGUACAAGUUAAAUAG